Messenger RNA from Drosophila bipectinata, 3068 nucleotides. RefSeq names its product stall (gene stl). Gene Ontology annotation, biological process: proteolysis; extracellular matrix organization. Lineage: Eukaryota; Metazoa; Arthropoda; Insecta; Diptera; Drosophilidae. Gene Ontology annotation, cellular component: extracellular matrix. The record is from RefSeq and is a predicted model, not a curated record. Gene Ontology annotation, molecular function: metalloendopeptidase activity.
AGGUGGAGGCGAGGCUGCAGCUCCAACAGUCGCCGCAGCUGAUCGACGAUGCCUUCAUCUUUAUUCGCCGCACCGAAAAUGGAACGCAGUUUGUGGAGCAUUCUCCACAGCUGCUGAAGCGCCUGGAGCGAUGCUUCUACCGGAGUCCAGCGGCUGCUCUCGAUCUCUGCGAGAAAGGCAGUGUGCGGGGCGUUUUCCAGCAGAACGACAGCGACUUUGUGAUCCACCCGCUACCCGCCAGAUUUGGUGGUGGGACUCAUGUGCUCUACCAGGCCCGAGUGGACAAGAACAACUACAGUGGAGCCUCGGAACCGUUAGACAGCCAACUGCAGUUCGAGCCAGAUGAGGAGGAGUUCAACGAACCGAGACGACGACUUCGGGCCCAGUCCCCGGCCCAGGCCCCGCUGAGAUUGCGCUACCAGCCAAGACAUCAUCAUCACCAUCAUGUUCACAGCACUCAUCCGCAUCGUAGAAGGCGCAGGUUCAUCGGCAACGCUCCCAGAUCCCGCUGGUCGGAGAUCCCGGAGGAGCUCUUUAUCGAAACGGCCAUCUUCGUGGACAGCGAUCUGUUCGCUCACAUGCAGCGCAACUUUCCCACCAACACCGAGGGCAAGCUGAUCAGCUUCGUGAUGGCCAUGAUCAAUGGCGUCCAGCUGCUAUAUCACCACCACACCCUGGGUCGUCGCAUCAACUUUGUGCUGAAGCGCCUGGAGAUCUGGAAAUCCUCGGAGCCAGCGGGCUUGUCCCGCUCGGUGGACGUGGACCGAUACCUGAACAGUUUCUGCAACUGGCAGGAGAAACUGAAUCCCUUCUCUGACGACGAUCCGCUGCACUACGAUCACGCCCUGAUCCUGACGGGCCUUGACCUGGUGGCGUUCCCCAAGCCACCAGCCAAGCCCAACAGCCAGGUGGUGGGCCUGGCCACGGUGGGAGGCAUGUGCACUUCCACCUUCUCCUGCACCAUCAACGAGGCCAAGCACUUUGAGAGCGUCUUUGUGGUGGCCCACGAGAUUGGACACAAUUUGGGAAUGCGUCAUGAUGCCGAGGAGAUUAGCUGCGAUCCCACUAUGCACAUUAUGUCGCCCAAACUAGGUAGCGGCAAGGUAACGUGGUCCAAGUGCUCCCGCACCUUCCUAGAGGACUUCCUGGCGGAUCCCCAAGCGGAAUGCCUCUUCGAUCGAGGUCAGUUUGUGGGAAAUCUGGAUCACUCGGCUGGGGGAAUACUUCCUGGCCAGCGUUUCGAUGCCAACCAGCAGUGCAUGCUCCGUUUUGGAAAGAACUUUAUGAGGGACCCCUCCCAAAGCCAGACGGAGAUUUGUCGGGACUUGCACUGCCGGCAGGACGGAUCGCCCUGGACUUCCCAUCCACCUCUGGAGGGCACUGAGUGUGGUGAUAAUAUGUGGUGCCGCGGUGGAUCCUGCGAGACACGCUCUUCCCAAAAGGCCAGCUUCUACAGCCACAAGCCCUGGCCACAGGGAAGCGUCACUCACGAGAAGUACACCUCGAGACCCAACAUGAUACCCUCUCUGCUCCACGACUACAAUCCGGCGGGUAAUGAGCUGCCGGGAACCACCUCGAAUUGGGGCGAAUGGGGCGAGCCGAGUGUCUGCGAAUCAGGCUGCUUGUACGGAGCUUCACGUCGUCUCUUGGAAGGCAGUACCGGGCUGAGGACCUUCAACAGGAGUUGCCUGAACUACCGGAACCGUUGCAUGGGCCGUGAUCGCCGCUUCGAGACCUGCACCACCCACCAGUGCCACAAGGUGGCGGUGCAGACGGUGGAGGACUUUGCCACCAACGUCUGCAUGCGGGCCGGGCUUCUCGACAAGGAGCUGACGGGUGAGGGCCUUCAGCUGAGCAGCACGCCGGACACCGCCUGCAUGGUGUUCUGCCGCACGAAGAACAACAGCACCAAGUCCCGGCGCUGGACCUUCCCGGACGGCACAACCUGUCGCUCUAAGAACCACAACCCGGAGGACAUCACUUACUGCAUUGCCGGGCGGUGCGAACGCUUCUCCUGCGACAACUCCACCUCGAACUUCUUCCGGAUGGACCAUAGCUUCUGCCGGGAGCGGUCCCUUCGGCCGACGAGGGACUCGGCGGACCAGGAGAGCAGGCAGGAGACCACCAGCAAGCGCUAUGCAGAGCGGCAGGAGGGGAUUACACCCAGAAGUCCUUAUGAAAAUGAGGUCUCAAAGCGCUUCCAUCCCCAAAAUAAUCACAUAGGUAGUGGCGUGCCUCCAUAUAAACGAAGAUCCUAUCCCAAACAACAUAUUCCGGAGCUGCCGCGCCCACCGCCGCCAGCGUCCGCUUCACUAAUAGCUCUAGAUCGCCGCUCUUCGGGGGAAUCAUCCGAAUGGGAAGUACAUCCGGGCUGUCAUUCCAACUGCAUGACCGAUUCCAAAGGCGUCCAGGGGGUCACCUCUCGGCUAACUGGAGCGGAGAGCAUCCAGCUCUGCUCACGUCCAGUGCAUCCUUGCGAGCGCCUGUUGACGGCGGCGGAGUUCGCUGAGCAGACCUGCGCCCGAUACCGCCAAAAGGUGCGUGGUCUGUCCGGCCACGGGGCUCAGAUCUCGGCUAGCAUAGACGAGCCGGAUCGCAGCUGUCGGGUGGGCUGUCAAGACGAGCGGAUCAAGUACAGAUACUACCUGGUGAACGGCCGGAAUGGACAUUUCCCGCCGGGCACCCGCUGCUCGCCGGUGGGGAAGCGAUAUUGCGUCUAUGGCAAGUGCCUGGAGUUCGGCGAUGAUGACCUGCCCCUGGACAAGACUCAUAUUAGCUUGGGCCAGCUGAGGAUUGGCUUUCCGCGCCGGAAAAGGAGUUUGCCAGAAGAAUCCAAUCAAAUACAUUAUAAUAUAUCCUCCGAAUACAUCGAAUUCACCCAACCCAUUCACGUCUCCGCAGACGAACUGAACAGCAACAGCCAAUAGCCCAGGCUCCAAGGCCGCACUUCCCUUAGUCGACUAAGUUCUAAGUUUAGUUUAAGUAAUUAAGGCUGCCCUGAGAGAAAAGAAAUGCUGCCUGAGAAGUAUAUAAAUUAAAUAAAUAUAAACAUUAUAGAAGAGUCCUUA